AUGGACUAUGAUAUUUUGGAUGAAGGCGAAUCGUUUGAUAGUGAUGCGGUUGACGAAGAGUUGGAACAUCAAUUAUACGGUGCCAUAUUUUUUAGUACCAGCUCGCCUCCCUCGUCACUACUUGAAUCGAGACCAGAUCCUUAUUUAACUCAUCCUGAAAAUUCGCAAAACCUCGCUGUUCCGUCGACUCAGGAUGUUUCUCGUCAAGUAAAUCACACAAUUGUAACGAAGUUACCGGAAAUUGCGGAAGAUAUCGUACUAUGUUCACCCAAGAUCCAACCUAACGAGACGUCAGUCAGUUCAAAAUUAGACGCGGCUAUCAAUGAACCUGUCGGAUCCGUCUUAGUUUCUUCCUUCAAAGAUCAUUCUAGUUCUGAAUGUGAUGAAGGAUUUGAGCAAGAAUGCACCGAGGUGGUGGUGGCCGAUAGUGUUUCAUCCACAGACUACUUCACGGAAGAGUCGGAUUGCGAAUCGAUUUCGAGUGUCAACGUCCGGCGUUCAAAGCUGUCUAGCAGCACCCCUAAGAGUUCCAAGGCUCUACCGUGGGGUGGGGAAAACAUUGUACUUGGUGUAUCUAAAGAAGGAUCCACAAUUGUUUGCAAUGCUGAAGAUUCUCAAGUCAUUGCGCAGCUUUUGGAAUCCAGUAGCAAAGAUCCCAGUUUUUGGCGCGUUAGUCACGAGGAUCGAAUGCUAAGCCGUUCUCGGCGUUCUCGAGACCGUUACUUUAAUGAUUCCAAAAACUCUGUGUGCUCCAAGUGUGAGAAGAAGGGCCACCUCGCAGUCGAGUGUCGUAAUCUAUGUACGGAACUGUGGCGACAAUAUCGAUAUACGGUAGAGCCCGGCAAACCAAAGCCAAUCCCGCGCAAAAUGGAAAUCCAGCCGGGUGGUUGUUGCAAUUGUGGCAAUCGUGGACACACGGUCGAUGAAUGUCGUCGAAAACCUUUCCGUUCUAACUUUCUUGGUCCUCCUCCACGUCGUCGCGUUCUGGUUUACGACCAAAAAGAUAUAUACAAGCGAUCGGGGGCACACAGAAAUCUCGCAUCGGGUCGAGAUAAUGUGGUAACAAAAAAGAAGGCUUCUAAAAGGGUUCAGGUAGCUUCUACAAAGCAGGAAUCUGGAACAAAGAGAGACCGCGAUGUGAUCGGACAGGAAAAGAGCAAAAAAUCGAUUGAUAUAGAAUCACGUAAAGGCAAAUCUGUAAAAAAGAAGAAGAAAAAGGUAGCGAGCGAAAAUCUUCCAAUGAAUCCAUGUGAACAAAGUUUGGCGAAUGUGGAGCGAUCAGUCAACGAGAAACUCUUUGAACAAAUUUCAAAUCAGUUAUGUGAGAGUCAGCAGGAACCUGAUGGAUCAGUUGAAACACCAACCACGUCCGGUUUUCAGCGAAGGCCAUCCAUGGAUGGAGCUGCUUUCCUUCCGUUAGAAUCUACUGCUACUCCGGUUAGUCAAAAGCGAUCAUUUUCGUCUCCUUCACCUCGACAUUGGUGCGGUCAGAGACGUGAUAAGCGUUUUCUUCACGAUCCCGGGUUCUCCCCAUUUACCUGGAUCAAUGAACGCACUGCUGGAAACAGGCUCAACGAUGAACGGAUCCCCCUUAACGAUGUCGACGUGGAGGACCGUUCCCGUUCUGAACCGUUGUUUUCGUAUCCACGACCGAAAAAGUUUAUUAAGAAGCGAAACCGUUUUCCGGUGGAGGACACAGCUCAUCCCAGUACGAGUGCGAAAGUGAACAAAUCCUGGGAAUUGUCUAAGCCACCCAGUGGCAAAAAGUUGGGUGAUCCAGGUUCUCGCAAACUGGACAGUGAACAACGGAAAUCAAAGGACAUGAAGUCCAAAAAGAAAUCUGUUCACAAGAAACCUAAACAGACAACUGGUGCAGAUGUAGUCCCCAAGCAGAAACGCAACUCCCUUAUUGGUCUGAAGCUUCUUCUGGUCGAUUCCAAGCAGCAGUCAAGCUCGCCACUGGUCGGAAACACUUCUGUCACUGCGUAUGAAACUUCUGAAAAAUCGGGUCAAGCGGAGAUGAUAAAGAAGAAGGAGAAGAAGAUGCACAAGAAGAACAAAAAACUAAAAACCGAAAGCUCACAGUCGCAUAACUUGACUUCAUCACAUGCCUUACCGCACACCAAUCCCCGUGGUUCAGCUGAUUGGAAUCAUUUUUUGCGUGAAUCAACUCGAGUGGAUUCAUGGGAACAUUGUAACGGUUUUCUGUCAAAUACAGCGGCUAACUCAUCAAACCCCGAAAACCAAAAGAAGAAAAAGAAGAAAUUAAAUAAUAUUGAAAAGUACUGCGAAACCAAAGGUAAAAAGAACAAGAAGAAGGCAAAAGUAUUAGCACGGCCUGUUGACUAG
Molecule: messenger RNA, 2349 nt
Organism: Echinostoma caproni
Lineage: Eukaryota; Metazoa; Platyhelminthes; Trematoda; Plagiorchiida; Echinostomatidae
Source: the annotation of a GenBank genome assembly